Molecule: messenger RNA, 1592 nt
Organism: Spizellomyces punctatus DAOM BR117
Lineage: Eukaryota; Fungi; Chytridiomycota; Chytridiomycetes; Spizellomycetales; Spizellomycetaceae
Exons: 1
Coding region: 100-1395 (431 amino acids)
Source: RefSeq, a predicted model, not a curated record
AGAACUUGUAGCUUUGUACUUUCGGGGCCUACUUUCCUCCUUGUGCCCAUAACGUAACCCAGCGAGGACUUCAAGCUCCGAACAUCGCGCGCUCGAGACAUGGUGGAGUCCCCGCGACCUGCUCUGUCCUUUGUUCAAAUGAUGACGGCUCCUCUUGGUCCCAACCAAAAUAGAGAAACAGGCAGUGAGGCUAAUGGGCAGCCCGAGUCGCCCGUGCCGCCAUCUAAUGGCAGCCGACCGUUUUCACCAGUUUUACUCAGCGAACCUUACUCGGGGCUGGAAGCCGAAACCAGUAAUAAAGAGUUGGAAAAGCCUCUCGCUGAGCAAGAACCCACAAAGCAACUGCCAAGCAUUCAUUCCGUUCAUCCCGGGCCGCAUCGUCUUCCUCCUGUACCACAAAGUCACUACUUUUCUCCAACCCCUAGUUUUGGCUCCCUACCAGCACUUCUCCCACCUCCAGCAGGAUCGCAACAACACUAUCCAGCACCACAAUACCAGCGACAAGCUUUUGAGCGAUCGCCUUUUCCCAUCUCUGCGUAUCCCGGAUAUGGACCGGCCUACCUUCCUUCAUUUUCCCCGCAGUAUGCUCCGUCUACAGCCAAGGCUGAACAGUCGUCAGAGCAGCAAGAGAAUGGCAUGAGGCAAUCAGAUAGACAACUACAUCCAGCACCAGCCUCUGUGUCGGGACAGACCCUUGCGACGCCACCGCUCGAAGCUCAGGCGCAAGAACGACGAGAUCACGACGAUCCCCUCGGACCAACACCACAUACUAAUUCAUGGGAUCGAUUAUCUGAACACCCGCCUUACCUUGCUCCUCAAUCAGCACACUAUUCCACUCGCCCCGAAUUUGCAGCAUCCGGAAAUCCAACCUAUGUUUAUCCGCCUACCGUGGAUCCCCGGUCAACACCAUAUGCAUCACCCAUGUUCUUGUCCGCUCAAGAACGCUCGUCACCCGCCAUCGCCGCCCCAGCUGCCGAAAGUACCUCUGGCACGGCGGUACCUGCAUACCUAUACCCCCCUUUUCCAGCGUCAUCCACAGAAACCCGUUACUACACAGCGCAGGACUUUAAGAAUGCCAUCAUUAGUCGAACCUUUGAUAAGAAAGAAGUCGCUCUGGAUUUUAUCAAAGAAGAGGCGCAAAAGUUUGGUUUUUCCGUAUUGGUACGAACAAGUAAGCCCGAUUACGUGGUCGUGAUAUGCAAUUGCGGCAGGAGAUUGAAGAAAUUGCAAACCGAGAGGAAGAGAAAUCGGCGCUUUAAGACGGCAAUGACCGGUUGUGAAUGGCGUAUUGUUCUGUUCCGAAACCGGAAUAUAGGGGGAGGUUAUGAAUUUCGGGCAACACCAAAGAUGGAGCACAAUCAUCCUCUGCCGGUGAUACCGCCCUCUUCAGUUUGAAAUGCCUUUGAUAGAGUGGACAUAGCAUAGUCUCUUGCUUUUUCUUAUCGAUUGUUGGCGUUAUUCAGACCUAUUUUUCUUUUUCUGUAUAUCCUUUGCGUCAAGUAUGGUUUCAUUCAUAUACAAUAGAGUUUAGUCGACAAGUUUGAUAAAGUCAACCGAGUUAGCUUUCUAUGAGAUAUAUUUAGUUAUUUUCC